Porites evermanni is the source of this 1323-nucleotide messenger RNA. The record is from the annotation of a GenBank genome assembly. NCBI's taxonomy places the organism in Eukaryota, Metazoa, Cnidaria, Anthozoa, Scleractinia, Poritidae.
AUGCGUUUGUUUUUCCAAGCUAACUUUCUCGCGGUCUUUAUUGUAAUGACCGCCAAAGGCGAUGGAUCUUCUUCAUCCUGCCCCAAGCCGUACGACAAGAUGAUGUUAUGCAACCUGAUGUGUAACAUUCUACAGGAUUCGAGCGCAAACGACGCCAUUAAACUGUUACAAGCGAAACUGGAAAGUCUCGUUGCAGUGAUGAACAAACCUGCAAUAACAACAGGUAAACUAUAGCAGAUAUUAACGAACUCUCACUUCUUCGACGCAUUUGUCUUCCGUUCUCACGCGUCUUAUUUUGCUAAGCGAGAGGAUCUGAAGACAUUAUUAAUAGAAACCUUUUUAUUUCCUAUUUGAUUACAGUCAUUGCCGCUUCCUCAUGCAAGGAACAGUAUGAAAAACACAAGUGACUUUGAAUCUGAAUAGAUAGAUACAGUGUUGUGAAAUAAGGCAAUUGGCACCAAGAAAAACUGGCUUUUUCUAUUUAAGAGAUGCUAUAAAUUUUUUCUUAAAAAUUUGACAUUCAGUCAAAAAUGACAAGAGUUGACGAUAAAUGCAAAAUAUAAUAAUACAGUGAAUGUUGCGUUCGCUAUUUUCAUUUUCGUAGUUCGACCAAAAGCCAAGUGUACACGCUGAAGUUUGGUUCGCAAAAGAUUCCUGUUUACUGUCACAUGGGCAACUUUGGAUGCGGAGAUGGAGGGUGGACGCUGGCCAUGAAAAUUAAUGGCGCAAAGGUAAAACGAUUCUAAUAGCAUACGGAAGUUAUGUAUAUGGUGUAAAGCUGAUAGGGUCUUGUUUUUAUUACAGAAAACAUUCCAUUACAACUCUGGGUUUUGGAGUAACAAGAAUCCCUAUAACUUUCCAGGAGGUAAGACCGGGUUUGACGAUCAAGAGACUAAACUGCCAACCUACUGGAACACAUCCUUCUCUAAGAUCUGCCUGGGUAUGAAGAUCGGCCAGCAGAUCAAGUUCAUUGUUAUCAACAAGAAGGCCGCUUCUCUGCAUUCAUUGAUCGAAGACGGGAAGUAUCGCGCUACGUCACUGGGUCGUAAUACGUGGAAGAAGCUGAUUAGCUCUCAGGCCUCUCUACAACCUAACUGUAACAAAGAAGGGUUCAAUGUUGGUCGUGGGAACAAUAUUCCAGGAGCCAGGAUUGGUUUCCUUGGAAACAACGAAAAGGAAUGCAAAACAUGUGACUCAUGGAUUGGAUUUGGCACCGCAACGUGGUCUGACAGCUACACCACGUGUGGUAACGGAGCCCAUGGUUCAGGCGCAGAUAAUGGAUUAAAGAAAAUCAAAGCGAUGGGGUACAUCUUGGUUCAGUAA